AUGUCAACAAUCAAGAUUAGUAAUAAAUUAUGUUUAGAUAAUGUAAAUAUAUUUUUUCUAAAAGAAAAGAGAGUUUUAAUUAGAGUUGAUUAUAAUGUACCAAUUAAAGAUGGUAAAGUAACCAAUUCAUUUAGAAUAGUAUCAUCAAUACCUACUAUUAGGUAUUGUAUGGAUAGAGGAGCAAAGACUAUUAUUUUAAUGAGUCAUUUGGGUAGACCCGACGGACAAGUAAACAAGAAAUAUAGUCUUGCGCCAGUUGCUAAAGUAUUGGAAUCUGAAUUAAAGAUGAAAAUUGUAUUCUUGGAUGAUUGUGUUGGACAGAUGGUUGAAGAUAGGUGUGCACAAACUAGAGGUAUAGUGUUGUUGGAAAACCUUAGAUUUCAUCCAGAAGAAGAAGGUCAAGGCAUUGAUAAAGGUUCAGGUAAAAAAUUUAAACCAUCAAAAGAAUCAAUCGAACAAUUUCGUAAAUCUUUGACUAGACUUGGAGACAUUUAUGUAAACGAUGCAUUUGGUGCAGCUCAUCGUGCACAUAGUUCAAUUGUUGGUAUUGAUCUUGGAGUACGUGUAGCUGGACUAUUAAUGAAAAAAGAAUUAAAGUAUUUUGCAGUUGCCCUAGAAUCACCAGUCAAACCAUUCUUGGCUAUACUUGGUGGUGCCAAAGUAUCAGACAAGAUCAAACUGAUACUCAAUCUAUUAGAUAAAGUUGAUAUGAUGAUUAUAGGUGGUGGAAUGGCAUUCACUUUUAAAAAGGUGAUUGAUCAAAUGAAGAUAGGUGAUUCUCUAUUUGAUGCCAAUGUCUCGGUUGAUUUAAUCAAACAAAUAGUUGAAAAGGCCAAAAAGAAUAAUGUGCGACUCUACUUGCCUGUAGAUUUUCUAAUAGCAGACAAGUUUGACAAGACUGCCAAUACAAUGGUGGUCACUGACAUGCAAGGUAUACCUGAUGGAUGGAGAGGUCUUGAUUGCGGUCCAUUGACCAUCCAAGAUAAUGCAAAGGUCAUUGCACAAGCCCAUACCAUCGUUUGGAACGGUCCACCAGGUGUCUUUGAAAUGGAGCCAUUCUCCCAUGGCACCAAAUCACUUAUACAAUCUCUUGUCCACGCUACCACAACCAACCAAACCACUGUGAUUGUAGGUGGAGGAGACUCUGUUGCAGCACUGACACCCAACGAUCAUGUUAGCCAUAUUUCAACAGGUGGUGGAGCAAGUUUAGAAUUAUUAGAAGGUCGUCAAUUACCUGGUAUCACCAUUCUAUCCAACAACAAUUCCAAUAUUAAUAUUAAUAGUAAACUUUAA
Molecule: messenger RNA, 1293 nt
Organism: Cavenderia fasciculata
Lineage: Eukaryota; Evosea; Eumycetozoa; Acytosteliales; Cavenderiaceae
Product: phosphoglycerate kinase
Exons: 2
Coding region: 1-1293 (430 amino acids)
Biological process (GO): gluconeogenesis; glycolytic process
Cellular component (GO): cytosol
Molecular function (GO): ADP binding; phosphoglycerate kinase activity; ATP binding
Source: RefSeq, a predicted model, not a curated record